This is a messenger RNA of Penicillium chermesinum, 849 nucleotides long. RefSeq lists its product as uncharacterized. The record is from RefSeq and is a predicted model, not a curated record. Bases 1 to 849 code for a protein of 282 amino acids. The transcript is spliced from 3 exons. Lineage: Eukaryota; Fungi; Ascomycota; Eurotiomycetes; Eurotiales; Aspergillaceae.
AUGCUUUCCUUCUUGAUGUUGUUCACGAUCUUCGCCAUGAUCUCCGUCAUUAUCUUCAACAUCUCCCUACUCUCUGGGCUCUGGCUUCUGGCAGCAAUCUCAGGCGCUGUCAGCUGCCUGGCAGGAUUCACCAACCUGAGGUCGCUGUUCUGGCUAAGCCAUUCUACCGUCUUGACUUUUCCCAGGGAGAUUGCUAACAUCAAAGGGCUUUCUCCUUUCGAUCAUUGGUACAGACUCGUCCUUGCACUUGACGACUGCAUGCCACACCGUUUCUCCAUCUGGCCCUCUCGCUCUAUCGAUCUGAGCUCCCUUCCUCAAAAGAUCAUUAGCCCUCUCCGGAUUCAUGCCCUGUCUGAAGUUGAAAUAGACUUCCUCGUCGGCAUGGGAGCCUUCGUCGGUAUGGGAACCUUCGUCGGCGUGGGAAUCUUCGCGGGUAUAGGGGUUAUAGGAGUCUCCGUCGGUAUGGGAGCCUUCGUUGGUAUAGUAGCCUUCGUCGGUAUGGAAGCCUUCGUCGGUAUGGGAACCUUCGUCGGUGUGGGAAUCUUCGCGGGUAUAGGGGUUAUAGGAGUCUUCGUGGGUAUGGGAGCCUUCGUCGGUAUGGAAGCCUUCGUCGGUGUGGGAAUCUUCGCGGGUAUAGGGGUUAUAGGAGUCUCCGUCGGUAUGGGAGCCUUCGUCGUAGAGCCGGGAGUGCCCAAAGUUUUUGUCGACGAUCUUUCUGGUGAGUCGGUCCAGCUGCAGGAGAUGCUUAGCUGGGGCGAGACACGAGAGGGAAACCAUCGACCUGAGGCCUGCACUUACCCGCGUGAAGGCACGACAGAAGCGAGUACGAACGUCUGUCAGUCCGUUUGA